AUGUUCAAGAAACUGCUCCCGGCCGUGCACUGCCUGGCCUUCGGGCCCCGGGCCGCCGGCGCUGCCGCCGGAGACUUCUGUCUGCUGGAGCUCGAGCCCGCGCUCUGCCCGCAGCUGGAGGCCGGGCACAGUCUUGUGAUUCGUGGUGACAAAGAUGAGCAUGCUGUGCUGUGCAGCAAAGAUAAAACCUACGACUUGAAAAUAGCAGACACUUCAAACAUGUUGCUUUUUAUUCCUGGUUGUAAAACCCCAGACCAGCUGAAGACUGAAGAAACACACUGCGACAUUAUUCACACUGAGAUCUUUGGAUUUUCUAACAAUUACUGGGAAUUAAGAAGAUGUAGACCUAAAUUAAAGAAGCUGAAGAAGCUUUUAAUGGAAAAUACCUACGAAGGACCUGAUAGUCAAAGAGAAAAGGAUUCAAACCGCUCGAAAUAUACGACUGAAGAUUUUCUUGAUCAAAUUCAAGCAAGUGAAGAAGAAAUAAUGACACAAUUAGAAGUUCUAAAUGCUUGUGAAAUUGGAGGUUAUUGGAGGAUACUUGAGUUUGAUUAUGAGAUGAAACUGCUGAACCACGUAACUCAGCUUGUGGAUUCCGAAUCUUGGUCUUUCAGUAAAGUUCCUCUGAAAACCUGCCUUCAGGAACUUGGCCCACUGGAACCAGAGGAAAUGAUAGAGCACUGUCUUAAAUGUUAUGGAAAGAAAUAUACAGAGGAAGGUGAAGUUUAUUUUGAAUUGAAUGCUGAUAAAAUAUGCAGAUCCACAGCUCAGAUGCUACUUCAGAACGCCGUGAAGUUCAAUCUGGCGGAAUUUCUGGAGGUGUGGCAGCAGAGUGUUCCGGAAGGCAUGGUCACCGGGCUCGAUCAGCUAAAGGGCUUAGCACUUGUGGAUAGACACACGAGACCAGAAAUCAUAUCCUUACUGAAAGUAGAUGAUUUACCUGAGGAUAACCAGGCACGUUUUAACAGUCUCUUCUCUCUGCGGGAGAAAUGGACAGAAGAAGAUAUUGCUCCAUAUAUUCAAGAUUUGUGUGGAGAGAAGCAAACCAUAGGGGCAUUACUCACUAAGUAUGCUCGUUCUUCAAUGCAAAAUGGUGUGAAAGUUUACAAUUCAAGAAGACCUAUUCCUUAAAGACUGAAACCAUCGUUUUUUGGGAUUAAAGUUCCUUUCUAAAGUUACUGGGUACAAGAAAAAAGACCUUCAUGUAUUUUCAUUU
Molecule: messenger RNA, 1216 nt
Organism: Elephantulus edwardii (Cape elephant shrew)
Lineage: Eukaryota; Metazoa; Chordata; Mammalia; Macroscelidea; Macroscelididae
Gene: DSCC1
Product: DNA replication and sister chromatid cohesion 1
Exons: 10
Coding region: 1-1131 (376 amino acids)
Biological process (GO): maintenance of mitotic sister chromatid cohesion; mitotic sister chromatid cohesion
Cellular component (GO): chromosome, centromeric region; Ctf18 RFC-like complex; chromatin
Source: RefSeq, a predicted model, not a curated record